CAAAACAAAUAAAAAUCAAGCUGAUGCAACGCAUGAGCGCGGGGGAUAAAAAUCUCUCCGAUGUCCCGCGUUUUCGAAGCUCUUCAACAAUGGCGACCUUUCUGAUCUGACGAAAGCGACUCUCUCUCCUUAUCUCUCUCUCUCUCUUUCUCUCAUGCCUCGGAUUCGUAUCGACGUAGCUGCUCAGUGAGAGAUGAAGAUGAGCUUCUUUGUCUUCUUCGUAUCUGUUUUUCUUGCUCUCGGUUUCUUUCCUCUUCCGCCUUCCGUUGCUUUCUCCGGUGAAUCAUCCGCCGCAGCCUCACAGGAUCCGCUUAAGCUCCUAUUAGGCUCGACUAAUUUUGGAUCAUGGAAAGGAGCAAUCUCACCUGAUUCGUUAGCACCAGGACCUUCAGCAGAUUUCUCUGAUUACCUCGUCUUGGCAGCUGACAGAACCAAGAGACCUGACAUUCUUAGAGCUUUCAAGCCUUACCGUGGCGGCUGGAACAUCACCAAUAAUCACUAUUGGGCUUCCGUUGGAUUUACAGGUGCUCCUGGUUUCAUUCUAGCUGCUGUCUGGAUCUUGUCUUUUGGCUCUCUUCUUGUUGUAUACCAUUGCUUCAAAUGGAGAGUAUGUGACAAAGCCAAGGGAUCAUCAUACAACUCACGAUUCAUCUGUCUCAUCUUGUUGAUUGUCUUUACUUGUGCUGCAGCGGUGGGAUGUAUUCUUUUGUCUGUUGGACAGAAUAAGUUUCAUACUGAAGCUAUGCAUACUCUAAAGUAUGUGGUGAACCAGUCAGACUACACUGUUGGGAUCCUCCAGAAUGUGACUCAGUAUCUGUCCAUUGCAAAAACGAUUAACGUGACACGGUUUUCCGUUCCAUCUAAUGUAGUGGAUGAAAUCGAAAAGUUAAAUGUCAAUCUGAAAACUGCAGCAGAAACGCUAGAAGAGAAAACAACAGAUAAUUCUGCUAAGAUAAAGAGAGUUUUCUAUGCUGUGCGAUCUGCUCUGAUCGCGGUGGCUACUGUGAUGCUCAUCCUUUCUUUUCUUGGUCUUUUGCUCUCUGUCCUCCGCUAUCAACACAUUGUUCAUAUAUUCGUCGUGAGCGGGUGGAUACUGGUGGCUGUGACAUUUAUCCUCUGUGGAGUCUUUCUGAUCCUAAACAAUGCAAUUUCGGAUACGUGCGUAGCCAUGAAGGAAUGGGUUGAUCAUCCUCAUGCAGAAACAGCUCUCAGCAGCAUCCUCCCAUGUGUUGAUCAGCAAACAACAAACCAGACUCUUGCCCAGAGCAAAGUUGUCAUCAACAGCAUCGUGACCGUUGUGAAUACCUUUGUCUAUGCCUAUGCCAAUACAAACCCAUCUCCAGGCCAAGACCACUAUUACAAUCAGUCUGGACCUCCAAUGCCUCCUUUGUGCAGCCCAUUUGAUGCAAACAUGGAAGAACGCGAGUGCGCGCCUCAGGAGUUGUCAAUAGCAAAUGCAUCAUCGGUCUGGGAGAGUUACAUAUGCGAAGUAUCACAAUCCGGGAACUGCACAACUGUAGGGAGAGUAACGCCUGAUAUCUAUAGGCAGCUGGUAGCAGCUGUAAAUGAGAGCUACGCACUCGAGCAUUACACACCGCCUUUGCUUAGCUUCCGAGACUGCAACUUUGUUAGGGAUACAUUUGAGAGUAUUACCUCAGAUUACUGUCCACCAUUGGAGCGUAAUCUGAGGAUUGUGAACGCAGGACUCGGACUGAUCUCUGUGGGAGUGUUACUAUGUCUUGUGCUGUGGAUAUUCUAUGCGAACCGCCCCCAAAGGGAGGAAGUGUUUGCGGAUCCACGCUCUCAAGUAAAAGAAGGUAGCUUUGGUAACGGCUUAGAUAAUCAUCACUCAGGUGACGAAACUAAGGUUUCUGCAGAAUACGUAUAGUAGAUAAGUAUAGAUAGAUAGAAUCAAAUAUUGUAUUUUCAUAAAAAUAUAUGAAAAAAAAACAAUAAAGUCAUUGUGUAGCGUGUUGAUGUUACAUUAGAAGAUGAGGAAGAGACUAGAAGUGAAGCGAAGUUUCACUUUCUGGCUUUUGUUUUGGGAAUGAUUUGGAGUCCUUGAUUUCACAAAGUAAUUACUGGUAAACUCAGAGAGGUUGACCAUUUUUGUUUA
Messenger RNA from Eutrema salsugineum, 2116 nucleotides. RefSeq lists its product as uncharacterized. Lineage: Eukaryota; Viridiplantae; Streptophyta; Magnoliopsida; Brassicales; Brassicaceae. The record is from RefSeq and is a predicted model, not a curated record. The coding region runs from base 194 to 1888 and encodes 564 amino acids. Gene Ontology annotation, cellular component: membrane. The transcript has 9 exons.